Messenger RNA from Micropterus dolomieu (smallmouth bass), 1596 nucleotides. RefSeq names its product T-box transcription factor 5a (gene tbx5a). Bases 1 to 1596 code for a protein of 531 amino acids. Gene Ontology annotation, biological process: regulation of transcription by RNA polymerase II; cardiac left ventricle formation; positive regulation of DNA-templated transcription. Lineage: Eukaryota; Metazoa; Chordata; Actinopteri; Centrarchiformes; Centrarchidae. Gene Ontology annotation, molecular function: RNA polymerase II cis-regulatory region sequence-specific DNA binding; DNA-binding transcription factor activity, RNA polymerase II-specific. The transcript has 8 exons. The record is from RefSeq and is a predicted model, not a curated record. Gene Ontology annotation, cellular component: nucleus.
AUGGCGGACCAAGAGGAGACUUUUACCCUUCAAAACUCUCCCGGUGGUUCGGAUUCAAGGGAAUUACAGAGCGAUAAUAAAUCAGAGAAACAAAACGGGACCUCGAGCAAAUCCCCAUCAUCACAGACAACUUACAUUCAGCAGGUCAGUAUCAGUCAGGCUGGAAUGGAGGGGAUAAAAGUCUACCUGCACGAGAGGGAACUCUGGGCAAAGUUUCACGAGGUGGGGACAGAGAUGAUCAUCACCAAAGCCGGAAGGCGAAUGUUCCCCAGCUUCAAAGUGAAGGUCACGGGAUUAAACCCCAAAACUAAAUAUAUUCUCCUGAUGGAUGUUGUUCCUGCCGACGACCAUCGAUACAAGUUCGCCGAUAAUAAAUGGUCUGUGACCGGGAAGGCAGAGCCCGCCAUGCCCGGCAGGCUAUACGUUCACCCGGACUCUCCUGCCACUGGGGCGCACUGGAUGAGGCAGCUCGUGUCCUUCCAGAAGCUGAAACUGACCAACAACCAUCUGGACCCGUUCGGACACAUCAUCCUAAAUUCGAUGCACAAGUAUCAACCGAGGAUCCACAUUGUAAAGGCAGAUGAAAAUAACGGCUUUGGCUCCAAAAACACGGCCUUCUGCACUCACGUCUUCCCCGAGACAGCCUUCAUUGCGGUUACGUCCUAUCAGAACCAUAAGAUAACCCAGCUGAAGAUUGAGAACAAUCCGUUUGCAAAAGGCUUUCGUGGGAGUGAUGACAUGGAACUGCACCGGAUGUCCAGAAUGCAAAGUACCAAGGAGUAUCCAGUCGUGCCUCGCAGUACAGUGCGCCAGAGAGUGGGCUCUAGCCACAGCCCAUUCAGUGGGGAGGUCCAGGGCAUGGCCACCCCGAGCACCCUGAGCUCCCAGUACUCCCAGUGUGAGAACGGUGUGACAAGCACCUCACAGGACAUGCUGCCUCAGUCAGGUUCUUACCCCCUGCCACAUGAGCACAGCCAGGAGUACCACUGCAUCAAGAGGAAAGUGGAAGAUGACUGUCACUCAGGUGAGCACACCUAUAAGAAGGCCUAUCUGGAGAGCUCGUCCAGCGAGGAGGACCAUUACUAUCGUCCUGUUGGCUACGCUCAGAGCCUCAGCCUGGCUGGCGGGCCCUACCGCAGCGAAUCCAGCCAGCGGCAGGCCUGUAUGUAUGCCAGCGCCUCGCAGGGUGCCGAGCCUGUUCCUAGUUUGGAGGACAUCAGCUGCAACACCUGGGCCAGCGUUUCACCCUAUGGGAGUUGCUCCGUCACCACCAUGCAGCCAAUGGAGCGGCUGCCCUACCAGCACUUCUCUGCUCACUUCACCUCAGGGUCUCUGGUGUCCAGACUUGGCGGAGUUGGGGGCCACGCCUCUCCGCAGCUGGGCGAUGGCCACCACGCUGCCAUGUACCAGAGCUCCAUGACCCACCAGACUCUGGGCCGCCAGUGCAGUCCUGGGGCUGGGAUCCAGUCACCAACAGCCGGCCUGCAGGGAAACGAGUACCUCUAUACACACGGCAUACCACGUACACUAUCGCCACACCAGUACCACACUGUACAUAGUGUCAGCAUCAUGCCAGAGUGGAACGAGAACAGCUAA